Pelobates cultripes (western spadefoot toad) is the source of this 375-nucleotide messenger RNA. The record is from the annotation of a GenBank genome assembly. NCBI's taxonomy places the organism in Eukaryota, Metazoa, Chordata, Amphibia, Anura, Pelobatidae.
GGGCCGCCCAGCUGGCUUCGAAGUUGCUCUUAGAGGUAUCUCAACGUGCCUCUCCCAGCUAUCCAUCAAGAGGCAGCUGCACACAAAGAUCUCAAAAAUCAAAAAGAUACCUGCGAUACAAAGAUACCUGCUAUGCUACAGUGUCCUGUGCCACAAAAUGGCGGCUAAGCCUAACCAUGACACCAGCUCCAUGUGCAUGGAUUUGCACCCAGCAAGACCAGAGGAGCCCCACCUACCCCAAUCACCCCCUAUGAUACAGGCUGACAUGUAUGAUCUCGCAAUCUCCUGGCAACUAAACUCAACAACAAGGGCGAUGAAAAAUAUUGGUAACCUGCUACAAGAAAUGAAACAGAUAUUCAAUGCUUACCUAAACCG